ACAGGUUCUUGCUCUGUCACCCAGGCCAGAGCACAGUGGUGCAAUCACAGCGCACUGCAGUGCAGCCUCAAUCUCCUGGGCUCAAGCGAUCCCCCACCUCAGCCUCUUGAGUAGCUGGGGUUAUAGGCACCCACCACCACACUUGGCUAAGUUUUAAAAAAUUUUUUUAUAGAGACAGGGUCUCACUAUGUUGACUAGGCUGGUCUUGAACUCCUGGGUUCAAGCAGAUCCUCCUGGCUCAGCCUCCCAAAGUGCUGAGAUUACAGGCAUGAACCACCACACCCUCCUGGUACCUGCAUUUUGAAAAUGUUUCAUUGCCAAGCCUGCAGGGAAGUCUGCCCUUUUUUUAUUAGAAAAUGAAGAGCUAAUUCUGAAAUAUGCCUACUAAAUAUGCAUAUCUCAAGCACUUUAAAAGGAUGUAGGGUGAAAUAGUCUGUUCCUGAAGCAAAUAUCACUGUGUGUUCAUUCCAUUAUUUCCGUAGCUUUUCUGUGGCUUUUGAUAAGUUGUGUAGAAUGUAUUAAGUCUCAUCUGAAAAUGUAUAUUAAAGAUUGUUCUUUUAAUUUAAAAUGAUUUGUCCAAGGUACUUGACUUAAUGAUUCAAGAUUUAAUGAGCCGUGACACUUUUAGUAACACCGUCUCAAUCUUUCAGAUUUUAUAAAAGAUAUUAAAGUUUUCAGAAAGUUGAGAAUGGUCUUUUGUAAUGUAUUUUAAGAUAGUUAAGAAUAGAGUUUAUAUAAUUAAGAUUAGGAUUUGUAUUGCAAAAACUCCCUUCAAGACGCAUUUUGGGCCUUUAUGAGCGAGUAAUCAUGACAGGACAGAGUGGCUUCACCCACAGUUUUGUGGUUAAUAUUUGCAAGUCGUUUAUUUAACAAGGUUGAAAAGAGGCUUCCUGGUGUCUUUUAUAAUUAUCCUUUUCUGGGGACCAACUUAUAAAGUAAAAAAUACCUGGUGGCAUUAUCUUUGCUUCAGAUGUAUUAUGUUUAUGGAAUUGGAAAUGUUUGAUUUCUUAGUGUGUGUGUAUCAGUGGAUUAUGUAGUUUAAAAUGUUUGCAUCUGUAUUGCAUGCAUAAACAUGUCCGUUUCCAAGUGUGGCCUUUAAAUACUCAGGGUUUUGUGGCCGGGCACGGUGGCUCACGCCUGUAAUCCCAGCACUUUGGGAGCCCGAGGCAGGCAGAUCAUGAGGUCGGGAGUUCGAGACCAGCCUGGCCAAUAUGGUGAAACCCAGUCUCUACUAAAAAUAUAAAAAUUAGCCGGGUGUGGUGGCGUGUGCCUGUAAUCCUAGCUAUUCGAGAGGCUGAGACAAAAGAAUUGCUUGAACCCUGGAGGCGGAGGUUGCAGUGAGCCAAGAUUGUGCCACUGCACUCCAGCCUGGAUGACAGAGUGAGACUCCAUCUCAAAUAAAAUAAAAUACAAUAAAAUAAAAGACUGAGGGUUUUUUAAAAGGUCAUAAUAGAAAAAUUUUAUGUGUUUUAAUUGUUUAAAUGUUUUCUUCGGGAUUAAAAAAACCUGAAUGUAUUCUGGGAAAAUGUUAAAUGGAUGCAACACUAUAAGAUUUUCCACAGAAAUAUGUUAUUCACCGUGAAGCACAAUGGGAAGGCUCCAUUAGCACUUUAGAUGGUAUCAUAACUUUGGAAAAACCAUUUCACCAUGCGAGUAUUUACAAAAACUGAAGCUGUCCCUGUCAGGUUUUGACAGAGCUUAGCUAUAUAGGUAGUAAGUGACGCAGUGCCAAAACCAGUCUUAAAUUACCUAUGUUGUCAAUAUGCAGAUUUUCUCUAUUUAGUAUUUAAGCUAUGAAUUUACCAAUCUGAGUAACUUGAAAUGCAGUAUCAUAAAAAGAAUCAGAUCUACCAAACUGAAAAUGUGUGCGUAUCUAAAGUAGUUUCUUUUCUUGAUUUUGGUUAAGUUAACAGGAGUAUCUUCACAUCUGUAAUUUCUGGUAACUUAAUGAGAACACACUGAACUUUUGGGUCACAAUAAAUUUUCCCAUUAUGUAAAAUAUUUUACACACCGGUUGACUCAUUGUGAAUUGUGAGUCGACAUGAUUCUCUUCCUGCGGAAAACAGAAACACAUGCUGGCCGGGCGCUGUGGCUUAUGCCUGUAAUCCCAGCACUUUGGGAGGUGAAGGCGGGUGGAUCACCUGAGGUCAGGAGUUCGAGACCCAGCCUGACCAACAUGGAGAAACCCUGUCUCUACUAAAAAUACAAAAUUAGCCGGGCAUGGUGGCACAUGCCUGUAAUUCCAGCUACUGGGGAGGCUGAGGCAGGAGAGUUGCUUGAACCCGGGAGGCAGAGGUUGCGGUGAGCCGAGAUCACGCCAUUGCACUCCAGCCUAGGCAACAAGAGUGAAACUCCAUCUCAAAAAAAAAAAAAAGAAACACAUGUUAUUGUAAUGAUGAUUUGAGCCAAUUACAGGAUUGUGCUUAUGUUACCACAUUGACUAGGUGCUUUCUGUGAGUUGGGUUGUUGAAGAGUUUGAGGUAGACAGAUGGCAGUGGGUGGGAAUGAGCGGGGAGCUUUUGUUAGGUUUAGGGAAUGUGGUCUUUCCACCAUCAUUUAGUUGUUUAUUUUAUGCAUAGGCUUAUUUUCGUUCUUGUGAGCAUUAUGUUGAGUUAAUGUGUUUUCUUUGACCUCAAACCUUCUGAAAUGUUUCUGGGUCUUAAAGAUUCAGGUAUUAUUUAUUUCAUAGUAGACAGAAUCAAGUAAAUGAAUACUUUCUUGGGGGAGAGUGUUGAUAAGUUCCAUAGCGACACCUCUCCCUCAUGAUUAAAAGUGCUACAUUUGCACAAAUAUGUGACUUAUAUUUUAUAUUAAAAUUAAGAUCAACUUUUUUCUUGAGAAGUUGUUGAACUUUUAGAUUUGGGAGAGGGGGAGUUCUCACAGGAAUUAUGAAUUGUUUUGACUAGUGAGAAGCUUAUUUAACAUUUUUGGAAGGAGUACCCCAAAAGUAAUGCAUCUUUUGGCAUAGUGGAAACUUGCAGUAACGUUUUCUUGUUGUUUUUUAAUUGAUUGGGUGACCUGCAUCUCAUUAAGUGGUGUCUAUUGGAUGUUUGGCCUUUGGCUUGAUUGUGUCCGCUUUUAAAAAAUAACUUUAUUGAAAUCGUCACAUUCCAUACAAUUACCUAUUUAAAGUGUCCAUGUCUGUGGUUUUUAGUAUAUUCACAGAGUUGUGCAGCCAUUGCCUACUUUGGACAUUCUAUGGAAAUGCGGUUGACAGGAUGUGUUUUCUGUGUGCAGUCUCUGUCACUAAGCACCAUAUUUUCAUUCAUAUUGUGCAUGUAUGCAUCGGUUGUUCCUUGUUAAUGUCGAAUAUUAUUCCAUUGUGUGGAUGUUCCACAUUUUAUGUAUUUGUUAGUCCAUUGAUAGACGUUUGGGUUGUUUCUACUUUUUGGCUGUUGUGUGAUAGCGCUGCUGUGAACAUUCAUGUACAGGUUUUUGUGUGGACAUGUCAUUUCUCUUGGGAAUAUACCUAGGUUGUUUGUAUCUGCUUUUGCUGCUUCUUUUACCUACAGUUCAGAUUCCCAUUUAUGUUUGUACAGACAGUUUGCUACUUGUGACUGGGGCUUGUUUGACCUUUGUUGCUGACCUAGCGACUUCUUGUGUCAUGUUUAAAGCCCCUGAGACCCUCUGUUGCCUAGAGAAACAGGCAGAAUUGCAGUCUCUUUCCUUCCUAAGACCAGAUCACAUCUGGUGGUCAUGAAAUGGUCUUAUCCUGUAUAGAUUUUUGGUAAAUAAGUAUGUAUCUAAGCCAAAUAAAUUUUGUGUGUAUUUUAUAUUAUUUUUCUUCUCUCUGCUUCCUCUUGGGGACAUCCUUUGUUCUGUGGCCCCAGUGGCACCUAGAGUGAAUAUGAAUGAUUUGUCUAUGUUUUCCCUUCAGGCGGAAUGCCGAUUACUUGGAUUUUUUCUUGUUAAUUUUGGUGACUGAGUUGCCUGUUUUUGAAGUGAAAAAUACCUGCAGAUAGUAGGGUUGCCCUUUAGCAUUUUAAGUGUCUAAAUGAGACCUAUUGGGAUGUUUCCAUAGUUUGCAUCAAAUUCAUGUAAAUGCGCGUUAAUGAUGUUAGCUAGUCUGCCUGAGCUAAAUUACUAAUUUCAUUACUACUAUUUAAUAAAGGGGCAGGAUUUGCCAUGGUCAUUCUAGUUAAUGGUAAGAGCCCUGUAGGUCUCUCAUCAUAUAUCUAAGCUGAAUUAAGGUUGAAAAUAUUACUGAGUGCCUUGUGGCUCUAUUUGGUAACAGUCAUGCCUUACAUUUUGAGACAGCUAAUCCUUUUACACACCAGGUGACUCAUGUGAAUUGUGAGUAGACACGAUUCUCUUCCUGCAGAAAGAGAAUGCAUUCAGUCAGUUGAAAAUCAACAUCAUGUGGUUUGUAGGAUAGGUCUUACUCCUUUCUUAGACAAGGAAUCUGGGAUCCAGAAGGAGUGAGCGGUUGGUUAGGAGGAGUCAGUGCCAGAGGGAGGCAGCAUGCCCUUUCUGCUCUGCCCACGCUGUGAGGACACCGGGCCGUGCCUUCGCCAGGAGGAGGUCAUGCCAAGUCCAAAGCGUCAGGCCGCUCAGAGCCAAGCAGCUUUGCUGGAGCACCCACUGGUGCACUUGGAAAGUGAUUUCUCCUGUUAAAGCCUCGCUGCCACCUCAACUGUAAACUGGAGACAGUAGGAAGCCACCUUCACAGGCCUGCGGGGACCUGGCACCCGUGCACCAAACCUUGCUGCCCUUAAUCAGAUGGUCGAAUUGAGAGGCAGUUGGAAGGGUCCUGUGGUGUGCUCCUUCUGGGACCUUCUGCCACCCCUUGGAGGCAGGUUGCGCCCCUGCCCGUCUCUUCCCACCAGUGGACACUCCCUUCAGCCCUGGGCCAGCUGUGGGGCCCUCCUCUGUAGGCGCUGGCUGUUCCAGGAGGCACAAGAGUGUUGGUGUGGGACCUUCCCACUGCUCGAGAUCCCCCACGGAGAGCCCACUCAGGCUACGCUUGGGCUUCUGGCCGUGUGGGUCAGCGUCACAGGACGGACAGAUCAAUGGGGGAAGAGUCAUCCUGCAGCGCUGCCACCACUGGAGGCUGGUGAGAGUGGCGCUGCCACAGAGAACAAGCCUUGAUCCCUGACUUGAAAGUCAGAGUUCUUCUGGAACUUCUGUGGGGAGUGCCCAGAGUGGCACCUAAAUACGUCUAGAAGCGCUUGAUGAAAGUUCCUCUGAGGCUUUUAAACUGCUUGAGUGAGUCUCUCUGAAGCACGGUGAUGGCAAAAGGAAACCACCUCACGCUACCUCUUUGUGCCUUCUCUUCUCUCCUCAUCUCCUGUAGGCCGUAGGUGUUCCCUGUCAGGAAUUUACGCGGAGGCAUGUCUGCUGUGGCCAAAUGUGUUCAUUCAUUCAUAUCUCACAGUAAGAGGGAAGGAUGGGGGAGGAAGACUGCUGUAUUUCCUUAAAAGUUUUUCUGUAACUCGAAUCCCUCCCACCCCCGUGAGGUAACAACGUCUUUUCCAGUUGGUGUCAGUGAACUCUGUUUUGGGUAUCUACAAAAGCAGAAGGGGAGGUUAGGAUGUGGCUGGAGGAGGCUGGUUCCUGGGUGUAAAUCCUGGCUCUUCUGCUUGAACUGACUGUGCCUCAGCAUCCUCGUCUGUCUGGUGGAGCCGCCUCACAGAGGAACAAGUGAGUUGUGCGUGUGGAGCAGGUGGCUGACAUGUGGUGAGUCCUCCAGGAAUGUGGCAGCAGAAGGAACACGUUGAGCACCGCAGAUACCACCCUGACCGCCACUGCAGGGCUUCUGUGCGGGGGCAGCUGCAGAGCCGCCGCUUCAGGACAGCAUGGGAGCUGCUGGAGGUCGGGGGAGCUCAGGGAAAGGGCCUUGCUGCCAGGGGUGGGAAGGGAGUCAGUGAAGACGUCCUGGAGGAGAAGAUUCCAGAGCCUGAGAUGUGAAGUAGGUUAGGUAGCCAGAGACAAGGCAAAGAAGGGCCAUUUUCAUCAGAGAACAGCAUAACAUUGGCAGAGGUCUGACAUGUCAUUUCCUGUUACUAGAAUUGGGGAGUGACCAGUAGAUUCUUUAAUUUGUUUAUUCAUUCGUGCAGUCCUUCACCUCACACCUGUUCAGGGUCCGGCUGGGCUCUGGACAUAGGGUGGAAGAAAACCAUCUGAGCAGAGGCCGCGUGGACUGUCACCUCUGUCAGGGGUGCCAGGGCUGCCAAAGGACAGCUGUUACUUAUGGGUGGCGGCGUGGUGAGGUCGCACAACACAGAGCUGCCCUGCUGUGUCCAUGCCCUGGUGCCUCCCCGUGGUCACCAUGUGCCUUGGGCAAAUGGAGGCCUCAGGUCCCAGACAUAGGCUCUGUCAGUGGUGGUGGCGGUGGCUGUACCUGCUCCGGGCUGCUGUGAGGGAGGGACGGGCUCCGGCCACAGGCGUGCAAGGUCCCCUUGCAGAGGACCUCCCGCACCUGCUGAGGAAUGUGUACAGCCAUCUGGAGGGUGUUCUCCCCCUGGCCCUCCCUGUAGUCCAGCUGAGUCCACGUCCUUCAGCCCCUUUUCAAUGUUCCUUUCUCACAGAACCUUGUCCUGGAGGUGCACUCGGGCCCGGGUUCUUCCUCCUGUGCGGUGCCAAGCCCUCCUCCACCACGCAUGAUGGUGUGUUUUCCAUGACUCUUCCUCCUAGAGCACCGGUGCCCGCCCUGACGGCGGUUCCCCACAGUCAGAUUGAGUAUCCCUUAUCUGAAAUGCUUGGGACUAGAAGUGUUUCAGAUUCUGAUCUUUUCGGAUUUUGGCAUAUUUGAAUAUGCAUAAUUGGAUAUCUUGGGGAUGAGACUUAAGUGUAAACACAAAAUUCUUUUCAUAUACACCUUAUACACAUAGCCUGAAGGUAAUUUUAUGCAAUAUUCUUAAAUAUUUUGUGCAUGAAACAGAGUUUUGACUGUGACCCGUCACGUGAGGUCAGUUGGGGAAUUUUCCUCUUGUGGUGGUAUGUUGGUACUCAGAAAGUUUCGGAUUUUGGAGCAGUUUGGAUUUUUGGAUUAGGGAUGCUCCAUUUGAAUAUUCUUUUUAUAUACAGCACAUGGUCAGUGCUCACUAAACUUAGUAUUGCAUGAAUGAAUGAAAACCAAAGGUCAUUUACUAAGCGUGCUACUAUUUCAGAAGCCUCUUUUUCCUGAUUUGGUUCUAUGGUCAGUGGUUUAAUAUUUCAAGUGCUCUGACCACGUAAUGGUUGUUACCACACUGUGAAGGUGGCUGGGUGUUCAGUGAUUGCUGCCCACAGAGGACCUGGAAGUGCUUGCUGUACUUGGUUUUCUGGAAUGGAAAUCAUGGCUCAUUCCCAGGAGCCCCUCAGCAGGGGCUUUGAGUCUGGUGCUAAGCAGCAGAUGUGCAGAUUCCCGCAGGGCGUACCUGAGCCCGGAGAGGGGGCGUCGUAGCGCACAGCGCACUCGUUUCCGCAUUCCCACCCCGCACGGCCAGUUGUCACAGCCAUCCUCCAGUAAAAAACACAAACCAGUCAACCUCUAGGAGACAGGUAGGAAAUCUAGAAGAAGCCUCAGGUGUUCACAGCAUUUUUUAAAGAUUCUUUAAAAAUCUUCGUGAUUGGAAAGACUGCUUCCUGUGCCAGAGAGUCUCUCUCCAGCGCUUUUGCUUCUGAGGUUGGUAGCUUUCAGAAAGACUGCAAUGCAGCGGUUACCAAAGUCCUUGUUAAUAUGGAAACAACUCGUGGUGAAGCCUUUUGCUCCCCUUCACAACUGCUGACUGUUGCCUGCAGUCGGAAGGAGGAGAUAAUGAAGGUAAUACUCCUCCGGACCUGGCAGUUUAGUGAUUAGAACGUACGCGAUUCUGUGAAUGCUGUGGCUGGCACAGCAUGUCCUGCAGCAGCUCUGUCAACUUACUGAUGCAGUGGGCUUCCUGGGAACGUGAAGCUGAAGAUGUCUUUGCAGUUUGUGCACGAUAAUUUUGUUUUCAUCUCUGUGUUCAGAUGGUGGAUUAUAAGAAGAUGAGGAAAAUGAGGCCCAAAGAAGUGAUGCCACUUGGUUAAGGUCCCAGAGCAGGUCAGAAUCAGACCUAGGAUCAGAAACCUGGCUCCUGGCUCCUGGCUCCCUACUCUUCUAAGGAUCGCUGUCCUGACAGAAGAGAACUCCUCUUUCCUAAAAUGGAGUCGAGUAAAAAGAUGGACUCUCCUGGCGCGCUGCAGACUAACCCGCCGCUAAAGCUGCACACUGACCGCAGUGCUGGGACGCCAGUUUUUGUCCCUGAACAAGGAGGUUACAAGGAAAAGUUUGUGAAGACCGUGGAGGACAAGUACAAGUGUGAGAAGUGCCACCUGGUGCUGUGCAGCCCGAAGCAGACCGAGUGUGGGCACCGCUUCUGCGAGAGCUGCAUGGCGGCCCUGCUGAGCUCUUCAAGUCCAAAAUGUACAGCGUGUCAAGAGAGCAUCGUUAAAGAUAAGGUGUUUAAGGAUAAUUGCUGCAAGAGAGAAAUUCUGGCUCUUCAGAUCUAUUGUCGGAAUGAAAGCAGAGGUUGUGCAGAGCAGUUAAUGCUGGGACAUCUGCUGGUGCAUUUAAAAAAUGAUUGCCAUUUUGAAGAACUUCCAUGUGUGCGUCCUGACUGCAAAGAAAAGGUCUUGAGGAAAGACCUGCGAGACCACGUGGAGAAGGCGUGUAAAUACCGGGAAGCCACAUGCAGCCACUGCAAGAGUCAGGUUCCGAUGAUCGCGCUGCAGAAACACGAAGACACCGACUGUCCCUGCGUGGUGGUGUCCUGCCCUCACAAGUGCAGCGUCCAGACUCUCCUGAGGAGCGAGUUGAGUGCACACUUGUCAGAGUGUGUCAAUGCCCCCAGCACCUGUAGUUUUAAGCGCUAUGGCUGCGUUUUUCAGGGGACAAACCAGCAGAUCAAGGCCCACGAGGCCAGCUCCGCCGUGCAGCACGUCAACCUGCUGAAGGAGUGGAGCAACUCGCUCGAAAAGAAGGUUUCCUUGUUGCAGAAUGAAAGUGUAGAAAAAAACAAGAGCAUACAAAGUUUGCACAAUCAGAUAUGUAGCUUUGAAAUUGAAAUUGAGAGACAAAAGGAAAUGCUUCGAAAUAAUGAAUCCAAAAUCCUUCAUUUACAGCGAGUGAUAGACAGCCAAGCAGAGAAACUGAAGGAGCUUGACAAGGAGAUCCGGCCCUUCCGGCAGAACUGGGAGGAAGCAGACAGCAUGAAGAGCAGCGUGGAGUCCCUCCAGAACCGCGUGACCGAGCUGGAGAGCGUGGACAAGAGCGCGGGGCAAGUGGCUCGGAACACAGGCCUGCUGGAGUCCCAGCUGAGCCGGCAUGACCAGAUGCUGAGUGUGCACGACAUCCGCCUAGCCGACAUGGACCUGCGCUUCCAGGUCCUGGAGACCGCCAGCUACAAUGGAGUGCUCAUCUGGAAGAUUCGCGACUACAAGCGGCGGAAGCAGGAGGCCGUCAUGGGGAAGACCCUGUCCCUUUACAGCCAGCCUUUCUACACUGGUUACUUUGGCUAUAAGAUGUGUGCCAGGGUCUACCUGAACGGGGACGGGAUGGGGAAGGGGACGCACUUGUCGCUGUUUUUUGUCAUCAUGCGUGGAGAAUAUGAUGCCCUGCUUCCUUGGCCGUUUAAGCAGAAAGUGACACUCAUGCUGAUGGAUCAGGGGUCCUCUCGACGUCAUUUGGGAGAUGCAUUCAAGCCCGACCCCAACAGCAGCAGCUUCAAGAAGCCCACUGGAGAGAUGAAUAUCGCCUCUGGCUGCCCAGUCUUUGUGGCCCAAACUGUUCUAGAAAAUGGGACAUAUAUUAAAGAUGAUACAAUUUUUAUUAAAGUCAUAGUGGAUACUUCGGAUCUGCCCGAUCCCUGAUAAGUAGCUGGGGAGGUGGAUUUAGCAGAAGGCAACUCCUCUGGGGGAUUUGAACCGGUCUGUCUUCACUGAGGUCCUCGCGCUCAGAAAAGGACCUUGUGAGACGGAGGAAGCGGCAGAAGGCGGACGCGUGCCGGCGGGAGGAGCCACGCGUGAGCACACCUGACACGUUUUAUAAUAGACUAGCCACACUUCACUCUGAAGAAUUAUUUAUCCUUCAACAAGAUAAAUAUUGCUGUCAGAGAAGGUUUUCAUUUUCAUUUUUAAAGAUCUAGUUAAUUAAGGUGGAAAACAUAUAUGCUAAACAAAAGAAACAUGAUUUUUCUUCCUUAAACUUGAACACCAAAAAAACACACACACACACACACGUGGGGAUAGCUGGACAUGUCAGCAUGUUAAGUAAAAGGAGAAUUUAUGAAAUAGUAAUGCAAUUCUGAUAUCUUCUUUCUAAAAUUCAAGAGUGCAAUUUUGUUUCAAAUACAGUAUAUUGUCUAUUUUUAAGGCCUCAUCUGGUCUCUGUUUUAAUAAUUUGUUUGUCAGAAGACCCUGAAGUAUAUACCUAGGUCUUUUUUUUGAAAGUCUCUAAAUUCAGAAUCAUUUUUUAAUUUAAAGUUCUACAAAUAAUUGUUACUGCAAACAUUUUAUUUUAAAACGUUGAUAGACUGAUAUUUCUUGGAAGAAAAUAUAAAAUAUCAAACACUGGUUAUCACUUGUGAUAGGAAAGAGAAUAUUCAACCUGUUGUUAUUUCUCGUUAGAAAUGUAAACCUUCAAAUAUCUGUCGUAGUUAAUGACACGACUUCACAAUUCUGAACGGAGCCUCGCUCAUGGAUGCUGUGCAUCAUUUUCAGAUUUAUAAUUGUUUUCACCCUAAAAUAGGGCAUCCGUUGAACUUUGGAGUUCUAAACAAAAUCCUGUAGGUGUUUGGAUUCUGCCCCAUGUGUUCGGACGAGCUCUCUGUUGCUGACAGCACCGGCCUUCGGUCUCCAUGUCAGGGGUGGGCGGGUGACUGCUGAGGGAGGCCCGCAGGUGUGUUUCUCCAUCCCGUCAUCUUGCUGCAUGCCGUCAACGGUCUCCGAAAGCAACGUUGUGCGUAGAGCUGGUGGCAUACGGCCCACGUGCCUUAGAUGGGACAUGCUGCUUCUCCACCCUGGGUUUGCAUUGAGCAUCAUUCUAGAAAGUGCUAGUUUAACCAGACUUUUCUCUCCACCACUAGAUCUUUGUCUCUACAAGGGCCCUCAGACACCUCUGCACCUGCUGAGGGGAAGCCAGGCUCCACCGUCGGCUUCUGGAGCCUCCGCUGCUUAAUUACCACAGAUUCCAAAUCUCUAGGCCCCACGAGUGAGCCGCCUGGUCCAAGUACGGCCUGGUCCCACCCUGAGGGAGGCAGGUGUGGAACAGAAGCCGAGCCUCUCCGUGUCCCCACCGGGGCCGUGGGCACCCCCACAGCCCGAAGCAGAACCCUCUGAGCAUUCCAGAGACCGCUGCUCGGGGGCCUGCCCAGGCUGACCAACGGGCGCUCCUGACCACCACCCUGGCGGGAAGGGUGGCCACGGGGCCCGUCGUCCCAGCCUGUGCCUGCCCAGAUGGCAUUUUCUCAACUCACUGUUUACUGUCUCUCAGUGUCCAACUGUGAUUAGAAGCCUGGAGCCUGCCCCCUGCACCCCUUUUGCUAUGCACCACGCUUCAUGGUGCUCUUACCACUGAUGGGUGCUACACGCGACGGGUGCUUCUUAGGCAAAACCAAUGUGUGCGAACUGUCACACCUGUGCCACUCGCCCACAAGCCGCGCCCACAAUUGGCCAGCUGGGCCGUGCACGUCAGACUGCCUGCCUCGGCUCUCCCCGUGGCCGCGCGGGGACAGCUUGGUGGGUGCCCGGUGGCCCACCUGUCUCUGGUGCUGCCAUCUGUCCUGGGUGUGCCUUCGCCCCAGUGCCUGCUGGAAGUGCCCUCCGUCGCACCCCUGUGCCCUGAGCUCCCGUGAGGGGCCCGCCGCGCCCUUUCGCGGUCGAAGCGUUCCGUUGUUCUUAUCUGCCUUUCCUUUCCCCGCUCUCCUGGGAUUACUUUGGGGGAAUGAGUAUCCUUGGUUCUGCCCUGUGAGGGAGUCGUGUGUCCCUGCUCAUAAAGGAAGGACUUCCUGCAGAAGCUGCGGAAAACUACUGUUCCCUCGAAGGUGUCCCCCACCUGAGGCCUGUCCCCUACCUGCCCUCAGGUAGUUUUCCUGAGGCCAGGGGUUAACAACAGGGACAUCCCUGCAACUUCCCCUUCACAAAAUGUAUAAUAUUAGAUGAAGGAUAUGCAACAUCUUGGUCUAGUAAGAACCGUUUCCUCCCCUCUGGGUUGAAGUCCUGGUGUGGCCCCCAGAAGCAGCAGUGCGUGUCACUGGGACGUCUCCAGUAGCCCUUCCCAGGCAGACGCUCCUGGCGGGACGCCAUGGGGCCCACCUGAGGGUCCCACAGACGUAACCUGAGUGACAGGAGUCCUUGAGGAUGGGAUGGCCUAUGUCACACACUUUGUCCUUGAACCUGAGUGAUGGGGGUCCUUGAGGAUGGGAUGGCCUGUGUCACGCGCUUUGUCUUUGUGUUUGGUUGUAUCGGGGUCUCUGUUCUGAGUGUGUCUUCCUCUCAUGUACUCAACACAGUGGGCAGCAGCCUGGGACGGCGUCCCCUCUCCCGGCGGCGGGCAAGCCUUGCGCUGCUCCACCCUCGGCCUGGGCACCCUCACUUGGCGCUGGCCACCUGGGCCAGCCUGGGGCCAUGGUCUCUCUGCAGCUGAGGCCCAGUGGCCCCUUGGGCAGUGAUCGGCCCUCCCCGCAUCACAGGGCCCUGGCAGCAAGCGGGAAAUGGGGGCGCACACUGUGUGCUUGGGGGUGCUGCUUGUUUACCACACAUGACCAGACUCCCAGCAGGACAGAGCUGCUCAGUACUUUACAGAAACCAACUGAGUCGUUUGUGCAUGAAUUAAGCCGGUCUGCUUCCCCGUCACCUUCGUAACAAAACAACGUCCCCUCUCCCCUCGCCUCGAGCAGUUUCUUCAGGACACCGUGGCUCGGGCUGCUCCCUGCUGCCAGGCACGCUGGUUGGCUGGCCUGGGCCCGGCUCACGUGAAGGGCACUGGCUCUUGUGACCACACUGAGCCACGUGCAAGCCGCAGCCGGGCCUGGAAGCCUGACCCUCUGGUUCUAGGGCUUGUCCCGCGGAGCCUGCAGAGCUAGACGUUGGGGUGUGUCCGUGAUGAUAUGGGGGCCAGGCUGGGAGUAGGGCCUUUCUAGCAGGGUUGGGUGGCUCAGUGAGGGUGUGGAAGUGGGGGACCCACGGGGCCUGGCUUUGGGACUAGACAUGCCAGCCCCAGCUGGGCUGGAGGGAGCCUGAGUGAGCCCCGACAUACGCUGGGCCUUUCAGCUCGCCGUGCUCUGGUGACACACAGGCGGCCAGGUUGGGAUUUGUGUCAAUUCUAGGAGCCAUCAAGCAUGAAUGUGGUUCUGUCUCCUGAGCGCAAGCCUCGCCGGACCCCUGGGCGAAGGCCUGGACUUGCAGAUGUGUGUUCCCUGUGCGGGUGGACAGAGGGGGCCCUUAUGACCCACAUUGCAGCCCCAUUCCACCACCCCUUCCUCCCCAGAGCAGUCUCUGCCGAGGGACAGCACCUGUGUCCCUUCGAUGCCACAACAGCCAGUUGAACAGGGGAGCCCUUUGCUCAGGCAGCUUCUCCUGCCUCUCCCUCCUUUCUCCUUCCCUGCCCCAUCCCCGUGCCCUUCUUGGCCUGUGGCGCUGGGGAGCCAUGGUGUGGCAUACUGGGGCUCCUGCUCCUUGGGCCACUUCCUCAGCCCGGGCCCCACAGGCCCACCACCUGCCAGGGCUCCCACUGCACUGGCUGUGGCAGGAGGCUUCCCCAUGACCCCGUGUGGCCCAGCUCGGUGAGGAUGCAGUUCUAGGCACAGCCCCUGGGACAGCCAGCUGCCUCCCAGACCACGUCAGCCUGCUCCAGGGUCCUCAGUCACCCUGGGCCAGGGGCCACGUGUCCCAUGGAUGUCGACCAUGCCAACGUCACAUUCCAGCACCCCUUUUGCUUGAUGGCGUCUGGUGGUAGUCAGCAUGGUGGACCCACAUCCUACAGCCAGAGGUGAUGUUGGACAAAGGAAGGGGAGUCUGGAUGGGUCCUUAAACGACCAUUCUGUCCGCAGCGGGGUCAUUCCUUGUCAGCCCAAGGGAGGGCCGGGGAGUACACUGAUCCCAACAGCUGGGCUGACACCUCCUUUCUCCCCUGCACGGGGAGGAUUGGCCUGAGGACCGUCACCCUGUGCACAGCCCCAGUAGGGUGGCAGUGCCACUGUCUCCUUGGGCCGUUGCAGGAUUGGGCGGGUGCAGACUCCCCUUGCGGGCCCCUUGCUCAAUCCCCGGCCCUCCCAGACUCCUCCCUCUACUGGGGGUAAUUUGUGUGUCAGAAGGGCUCUGGCAGAGCUGUAAAAUACUGUUUUUUAAAAAUUUUAGUCCAGAUCUUUACUUAUUAGACUGCAGAAGGAGAGCUAGGGAGAGUGGGGGAAGCCCCCUUGCUUUUGUAUCUGUGAGGUGAAUGAGGGUCUGUCACCCAAAUCUACUUCUCAGCCCAUGACCAUAGUUCUGUUUUCCGUUUGCAAAUCUCAGUAGCUCUGUUUUCUCCAAAGUAGAAUGUGCGCACCGGGGUCCUAGCCAGGCGAGGUCAGUGUCGGCAGGCUACCUGGUCAUUAUUGCUGCCUCGUCCAGGCUGAUGCUGAUGGUCACAGGCACGGUGGCAUCAGGGAGCCGGGCCAGCAGGCGGCGUGAGGCGGGGCCAGCAGCUCACUGCAAGGGCAUUUUCCACCUGAUCCUGGUGUGCCCCACAUGCGGUGGCAGGGCAGACGUGUGAAGCCUCGGCCGUCUCGGGGCUGGCAGGUGUGCGGGUGAGGAGGCCCCGGUGGCCAAGCAGAGCCUGCGUUUCAUUUCUCCUGCUGCACUGUGUCUAGUCUGUCUUGUGAACUCUCACCGUGAAAAGAGGCUAGAAGUCCAGGAUCGCUGUACCGCUCCUGUAAUUAGGUGAUGACUGGAUUUGACAACUUAGUCCCCUCAGACAAGUAAGAUACCCUCCAACAGCAAAUUCAAUGACUUAAUUGGAAAACACACAAGCUGGCAUGAUGUCCGGUGAUUUCUGUAAGAAAUGCCUGUAGGAGAAGGUCUGUGAAGUGUGGAGGGCAGUGUCGACGCUGCACAGCAUCUGCAGAUUCGCAGCCUCUUCUCUGCCGGUGCCUCUGUUCGGUUCUGUUACCCAAAAACAAAGACCAAAGAAGGCCAAUCUCUCAUUUGACCCUGUCUUUUUAAUCUGCCUGUUUUAAAAGUUGCGUCUGUAGUAGCCGCUUGCUGUGAAGACACAUCUUGACAGUCCAAGUGAUUUUGUGACCAGUGAUUUGGGUCCUGUUUUCCGCUCUUCUAAGAAAAAACAAAAAGACCGUGAGUUAUUGCCCAGCAAUAAUCAUGUUGUUACUGUGAGUUAGCAACAUGCCUGACUUCCUGAUAGCAUUACUGUUUUCUAGUUUUGUUUAUUGUAUAUUAUGUGUGGUUUUAUUUGGUAUUUAUUUGUGUUUUGAGGUCUUGCAAUGUUUUUGUGUUUCUGAUGCUAAUAACUAAAGUUUGUAAGACUGUAGAAUGCAAAACUCGGAGAUGCUAAACUGUCUUAUUAGAGGAAAAUAAAUCUGAUUAUGGAGUCUCA
Molecule: messenger RNA, 15529 nt
Organism: Homo sapiens (human)
Lineage: Eukaryota; Metazoa; Chordata; Mammalia; Primates; Hominidae
Source: RefSeq, a predicted model, not a curated record